GCUGUUGGUUCGGCUUUGGAGACACUUAUGAAAAUUUAACUCGCUGUACUGUGCUCGUAGCGUUUCAAGCGUUGCGCUGUCGUUCCGUUCGAAACGCUAUUAGUGAAGGAUGUGUUGCUAAUUAAUUGCGCUCCACGUUGGUCCUCGCGCGCGUCUUUGUCGCUUAAUUAUCGAAACUGUAGAAAGCUCGACUCAUCACUUUGGAUUAUCCCGUCGCAACCACACCGUAACCGUUAUUUGCAUAAAACAGCACUUCGCCUGUGAUAGGCAAAAGACUGGCAAAGUCCGAAUUUCGCAAAAAAAAAAAAAAACAAUAAAAUUUGCAUAUCUCGAGGGGCAAGAGCGGACGCCCGCGCAAAGUGUAGACAAAAUUUAUCGCCGCUUGUUGUGACCCCGUUAACGCGUUUGUACAUUGCUAAUAGACAAAAGUGCGCACCUGUUACGCGUCAAGUGCACAUUAUCGCAGUGCUCGUUUUGGUGAAAUUCCCGGGGCGUUGAGGCGAAUUUACUGUGUUUUGCGAACUUCGCGUACUUCGCCGUCAAAGGUGACGAGAACUCGCUGUCAUCGUUGGUGUUGCUGCUGGUGGCACUUGGCAGUAUUAUUUUAGGCAUCCGUCCGCCCCCACGCACCGCCACCCACGGGGCAGUGAAGCAUUCGCACAUUCGUACGAAAUUUAAUUAAGCCACUCAAGUGUGCGCGUGUGUGUGAGCGCGUACUCGCAAAGCACACACACUUACCAACGCCCGCACGCCGGUGCGUGGGCGUUACUGCAUUUCUUCGCAUUCCGCGCGCAUCGGCUGCAUACCCACGCCCUCGUUGCCAUAGCCACGCACAACACGGCCGCGAAAACGCUUCUAACAGCGCGGCGCGUUGCUUAUAGCUGCACAGUUGCGCAGUCUACUGUGAACGCGUAAUUGCUUGUGGCACGCCUGCCGCCGGCGCAUCGCUGCUGCCCUUCACCUCUUCCGCACGCAUUUUUCUUUCAUUUGAACGCGCUCGGGUGCUCGCGAGUCGGUUGUGUUGGCCACCGUACAUCGUCAUCGGCAGCGUUUCACCCGAAAAUGGCUUCUCAAGUUUCCACUGCCAGUAUGCUUCUCGAGCCAGUCCGCCGUUUUACCACACGCCGCAAAUCCGUAUUUGCCGAAGCCUAUGAUCCAGAAAACGACGCCGACGAUGACGAGGCCGAACGCAAGGUCUAUCCCAAAUCAGAUGAGCAACGUGCACGUCUAACCGAUUCGGUGAAGAAUGUACUGCUGUUCCGUUCGUUGGACGAUGAACAGAUGAAUCAAGUAUUGGACGCCAUGUUCGAGAAGCGAGUGCAGCCGGACGAGUUCAUCAUUCGCCAGGGUGAUGACGGCGAUAAUUUCUAUGUUAUUGAGUCUGGAGUUUACAAAGUAAUUUGUAAUGGUGAUCAUAUUUUCACUUACGACAAUACUGGAAUAUUCGGUGAAUUGGCAUUGCUCUAUAACGUACCAAGAGCCGCCUCCAUACAGGCUGUCACAGAGGGCCUACUCUGGGCCAUGGACCGUCAAACGUUCCGCCGCAUUCUAUUGAAGUCCGCUUUCAAAAAGCGAAAAAUGUACGAGACGCUAUUGGACAGUGUACCAAUGUUGAAAGCGUUGAAGUCCUAUGAACGCAUGAAUUUGGCCGAUGCAUUGGUUUCCAAGCACUUCUCUAGUAAUGAGAGAAUCAUCAAACAAGGUGACGUCGCUGAUGGCAUGUACUUCAUAGAGGAUGGUAAUGUUUCGGUGAAAAUGGAUCAAGAUGGCAAGGAGAUAGAGAUUUCGCGCCUAGGUAAAGGUCAAUAUUUCGGCGAGUUGGCUUUGGUUACACACCGACCACGCGCUGCUUCCGUCUAUGCAGAUGGAGAUGUCAAAGUUGCAUUCUUAGAUACCGAUUGCUUCGAGCGUUUGUUGGGCAAAUGUGCGAAUUUGUUGGAGAGCGGCAUCAGCGGUUACCGCUACCUAGACGAUGAUUUGCGCAUUUAUUAUGACAAUAUGAAAGUGCUGCAGGACAUUAAAUUGUAGAGCCAUUCAUUCCGUUUGCUUGUUGUUUUAUCAUUUUAAUAUUAGUUGUAUGCUUUCAUUACUUAACUUUUGUUAUUAUUAAUUAUUUCUAUGCAAAAACCGAAAACUCUUCAUUUCGAUUUAAAAAAGUAAACUUUCCUUUUAACCUUCUUAUCCACAAAUCUAUUUUAAUGCCCUUUAAAUUCUCCUUAAAAAAUCAUCAAUAAUAAAACUCAAUAAACAAUCAAAUGCUUGAAUCGACUUGUGCUUGGCAAUGCGUGAAAGAUUUGGACAAGAGCGCUUUCGAGCGAAUACUCGGGUUCCUUACGGAUGUGCUCAAGCGAAAUGCAGAAAUCUAUGAAGAACAGUUAUCGAAUCUUGCACGGGAGAAUAUAUUUUAAAAAUCAUUCACUUUUCUUAUGUAUGUAUGGACAGUAGUUUUUUGUAUACGUUUGUGUUGAAUUUCGUGCACUCAAUGUUACAAGUCUCCAGGGAAAUCCAGAACGGAAUGGAUGCUUCUAAAUACAUUCCGUUUUGAUACUAACGCUGAGUAAAUGUUAUAAGAUUUAUAUGCAUACAAAUAAAUGCAAAGCAAAAAAAUAUUUUAUAAUUAUUUCAAGUUAUGAAAACUGGCAAAAGAUAGAACUGAUACACUGUGGGCAAAAAAUAGUAAGACUUUCCACCAUUCGCUGAAAUAUUUUUUUCUAGGCCGGUAUGACAGUUACAUCUGUGCCAAACGUCACAUCAAAAUAAUCAUUAGUGCUUAGUAUAAGCUUGUCUUUCUGAAGAACAUAAAGUGCAUUCGGCGAUUUUUAGUGAAAUUAGUCAACAAAGAAGUUCCAUUGAAUCAAUACUUCCCGGCUACCAGCAUGCUAUGAAACAUAUUAAGCGUCACGUCAAAUCAAGGUUAAGUUGACAGUUUUCUUUGAUUAUUGAGAUGCCAAGCACUCCGAAUUCCUUCCGGCCGGCCAAACU
Bactrocera tryoni is the source of this 2982-nucleotide messenger RNA. RefSeq names its product cAMP-dependent protein kinase type II regulatory subunit (gene Pka-R2). Gene Ontology annotation, cellular component: cAMP-dependent protein kinase complex. Bases 1063 to 2028 code for a protein of 321 amino acids. Lineage: Eukaryota; Metazoa; Arthropoda; Insecta; Diptera; Tephritidae. Gene Ontology annotation, biological process: regulation of protein phosphorylation. The transcript has 9 exons. The record is from RefSeq and is a predicted model, not a curated record. Gene Ontology annotation, molecular function: cAMP-dependent protein kinase regulator activity.